Macadamia integrifolia is the source of this 1002-nucleotide messenger RNA. RefSeq names its product transcription factor IBH1-like 1. NCBI's taxonomy places the organism in Eukaryota, Viridiplantae, Streptophyta, Magnoliopsida, Proteales, Proteaceae. The record is from RefSeq and is a predicted model, not a curated record. Gene Ontology annotation, biological process: regulation of DNA-templated transcription.
AUGAUUCAUAUAUAUGCUUUAACGUCUCUCUAUUUCUCUUGUCCAGAGCCAUGAAGCUUCAAUAUCUGAAUGAGAUGGAAGAAAAUUAAACAGAUGCAAUUAUAUUUUUCAUUAUCAACACUCACUGUAAACACUUUUCUCUAAUUCCAAUUCUCAUUGUACUUCUAUUCGCCACACCCAGUUCUCUAUUUCUCGGAUCUUCUUGUCCUACACACUGUUCUCUUGGCAAAACCCCAUGAAAAGGUCGUUCCUCUUGCUGAGAAGCUAUGGCAGAACCUAGCACAUUCAAGCAAGAUCUCCUCAGAAGAUGGGUAAUGGGUCUCAAAUCCUUUGGCUCAUCUAUCCAGGAUAUGGACUUCUUGGAAAGAAAGAAGGCCAUAAAGUUGUCUGCAGAUGUGGCUAUGGCUUCUCUUAGAGGUGGAAAGACUUGUUGGAGCCGUGCCCUCAUUGCCAAUGCUUCAAAACAAGAAGAAGGAAAAACCCUUGUAAGGAACAUACUGGGUAGUCAUGAGUUUGAGAAUAAGACAAGUUCAAAGCCUCCCAUGGGAACUUUCAUGUCACAGAAGAGGGUUAGAAGCAAAAACAUCUUGAGAAGGAGCUUUUGCAGUUCUCGUAGGAUAAGGAAGAUUGCACCAAAAAGAGUUCAAGCAAGAUCAAUUGCUAAGAGACUAGUGAAGAAGAGAACCCAGGUGCUUAGAUGUCUUGUACCUGGAGGAGAAUCCAUGGAUGAUGAGUUCUCUUUGUUAGAGGAAACCCUAGAUUAUAUCCUCUCUCUCAGAGCCCAAGUGGAUGUAAUGCGAUGCCUUGCUGAUGCUUCUGAGCUCUUAAACGGCAAGUAAGAUCAUCAAAGUUAUUAAGCGUCUUAAUUUCUCUUUUCCUUUUUUUCCCUCUAUAUUUUGCUUCUUUUUUUUUUUUAAGAUUACUUGAAGGAGAGAAGAAGCUUUAUAUAAUUCAAGCAUGUACAGAUGAACUAUAUAAAAGUAAAGCCUAUCUCUUAUUUCC